Messenger RNA from Phytophthora nicotianae INRA-310, 1100 nucleotides. RefSeq lists its product as hypothetical. The record is from RefSeq and is a predicted model, not a curated record. Gene Ontology annotation, molecular function: oxidoreductase activity. Lineage: Eukaryota; Oomycota; Peronosporomycetes; Peronosporales; Peronosporaceae. The transcript has a single exon. The coding region runs from base 38 to 781 and encodes 247 amino acids.
CGUACUUAAUCGAAAACAUCUUUAAAAUUACAGAUCGAUGCCAGGUGUGGCGCUGGUGACCGGCGGCAGUCGCGGCAUCGGCUUCGCCGUGGCUCAGCAGCUCCAUCGACGUGGCUGGCAGGUAGCAAUCACCUCUCGUGACUUAGAGCGAGCUCAAAAAGCGGCGCAGAAGAUCUCUCCGGACGUGCUGCCUUUGGCGUACAGCUGUCCGCGUCGUGGCGAAGGAGAUGCUAGUGUUGAAGCGACUCAGUUGGUGGCGCAAGUGUCCAAGGAACUGGGCACUGGUCCGUCAGCUCUUGUGAACGCUGCGGGGAUCUCCAAGGACAGUUUACUACUACGACUCAAAGAUGCAGAGCUGGACGAGCUGCUGCUUACGAAUCUGGUGGGGCCGGUGCACAUGUGCAAGGCGGUGGCUAAAGGAAUGAUGCAGCGGCGUCAGGGCAGUAUUAUCAAUAUCGGUAGCGUCGUGGGCGCAGCGGGGAAUGUCGGACAGGUGGCUUACAGUGCGUCCAAGUCGGGGUUAGCGGGUGUCACUAAGUCACUGGCCAAGGAGUUCGGUAACCGUAACAUCCGCGUCAAUCUGGUGGAACCUGGCUUUAUCUCCACGGACAUGACGGAUACGAUGGUGGACGCUGCACGAGAGCGCGUCCUUGGGAACAUCCCAUUGGCUCGAUUCGGCAAGGCUGACGAAGUUGCGCAUCUUGUGGCGUUCCUGGCGAGUGAUGAGGCAUCCUACAUUACAGGACAGUGCAUCCGUAUCGACGGAGGACUGGUCAUUUAGAGCACAAAUACGGUAUCAAUUACGGUCAUUGUAGAGUAGAGUACCGUAAUUAGUAAUUAUCGCAGACUGGACGCGAAAUGUGUAGGUGGUCUGGACUCUGUAGCAGUCUUCUACAUCAUGCAGGGUUAAACAAGAAUUUGUGAUGUUCUAGUGGCCCUCAUCGCUGGUUAUUUACCUUGUCGGAUGGACGAAAUGCGAGUACAGAUGGGUGUGCAGCCGACCUCCGCUGAUGGCCAAGCUGUGCUUCGUUGAUCUCCUUGUUUAGCCAGGUGAUCACUGCAUCAACAACGUUUAUAUAUCAGCAAUUUAAUGAAAAGAC